AUGUCUGCCAAACACUUCAUUAACGAUGCCACGCAUCUGGUCAACUCGGCCUUGCACAGCAUCACCCUCACAAACCCCUCCGUCGCCCUCGACAAGGAUAACAAAAUCGUCUAUCGCCGACCCGCGGCCCCGCGAGAUGGCCAGCCCCGCCAGCAGGUCUCCAUCGUCAGCGGUGGCGGCGCCGGCCACGAGCCCAGCUUCGCCGCCAUGGUCGGCCCCGGCCUGCUGAGCGCCGCCGUGUCAGGCACCAUCUUCGCCAGCCCUAGCGCCGAGCAGGUGCGUGCGGCUAUCAUGAGCCGCGUCGACAAUGCCGAGCAUAACGCCGCGGGCAAGGAGGCAGGUGUCUUGGUCACUGUCAUGAACUACACUGGCGAUAUCCUCAACUUUGGCAUGGCCGUCGAGAAGGCGCGCGCCGCGGGCAUCAAUGCCGAGAUGGUGGUCGUUGGCGACGACGUCGGCGUGGGCCGCGCCAAGGCUGGUAAGGUUGGGCGAAGAGGCAUCGCUGGCACGGUGCUGGUGCAUAAGAUUAGCGGCGCCCUGGCAGCGCAGGGAGCCAGCCUCGAGCAGGUUGUUAAGGUGGCGCGGCUGACAGCAGAAAACCUCGUGAGCGUGGGCGCUAGCCUGGAGCACGUCCACGUCCCGGGACGGGCGGCCCCGGAUCCGAACUCCAAGGAAGCGCUGCAGGUUGGGGAGGUAGAGAUCGGCAUGGGCAUCCACAACGAGGCGGGCAGCGGACGCGACAAGGUCGAGCUGCCGGAGCUGGUGGGUAAGAUGCUCACGCAGCUGCUAGACCAGAGCGACAAGGACCGCGCGUUCCUCAACGUCAACUCGAACGAGGUCGUGCUCCUGGUCAACAACCUGGGAGGCGUCAGCGUCCUGGAGAUGGGCGGCAUCACCGCCGAGGUCGUUGCGCAACUGGAGAAAGACUACGGCAUCCACCCGGUGCGCAUUCUGAGCGGCACGUAUAUGACGAGUUUGAACGGGCUCGGCUUCAGCAUUUCCCUGCUGAAUGUUGUCAACACUGAUAUUGGCGGCCCCAGCAUGAUCCAGCUGCUUGACUACCCCUGUGAGGCAACAGGCUGGACAUCACCGAUCUCUAAGAUCACCUGGGAGGAGAAGAAUACGGCAACGAGGGAAGGAGAAUCCGGAGUGGGACAAGAAGUCAAGAGCAGUGGAUUGAAAUAUGAUGCUGCUGCCGCGACAAAAUACUUGACAGAGGGCCUGCAGAGCGUCAUUGCUGCAGAGCCCGAUGUCACCCGCUACGAUACCGUAGUCGGUGAUGGUGAUUGCGGCAUUGGCCUGAAGAGAGGUGCCGAAGCCAUAUUGAAGCACAUUUCAGAACAGCCCCUGAGCGGAGAUGCCGUAGUUGAUGUGGCCAGUAUUGUUCCUGUCGUCGAGAAAAACAUGGACGGCACCUCGGGCGCUCUGUAUGCCAUCUUCCUAAAUUCUCUCGUGCAUUCAUUGAGAGUGUUGGCCCCCGGGGAGGCAGACGCCAAGCUAUGGUCUGGGGCACUAAAGCAGAGCUCUGAUGCGCUGUCCAAGUACACCCCAGCUAGACCAGGCGACAGAACCCUGGUCGAUGCGCUGUACCCAUUUGUAGAAAUCCUUGGAAAGACUGGCAGCGUGCAGAAAGCCGCCGAGGCAUCCAAAAAUGCUGCUGAAGGCACUAAGGGUAUGCAGGCAAGCUUGGGUCGCUCCGUCUAUGUCGGUGGCUCUGGAUAUGAAGAGGUGCCUGAUCCCGGUGCCUGGGGUUUGGCCUGCUUUUUCCUCGGAUUGGCGGGACUGAAGCAAGGAGAGGAGGGAUGGGAGACGGUGUAG
This is a messenger RNA of Phaeoacremonium minimum UCRPA7, 1818 nucleotides long. RefSeq names its product putative dihydroxyacetone kinase protein. The record is from RefSeq and is a predicted model, not a curated record. Gene Ontology annotation, molecular function: ATP binding; glycerone kinase activity. Gene Ontology annotation, biological process: glycerol catabolic process. Lineage: Eukaryota; Fungi; Ascomycota; Sordariomycetes; Togniniales; Togniniaceae. The coding region runs from base 1 to 1818 and encodes 605 amino acids. Gene Ontology annotation, cellular component: cytosol. The transcript is spliced from 2 exons.